Messenger RNA from Galleria mellonella (greater wax moth), 5117 nucleotides. Its product is annotated as ABC transporter G family member 23. The transcript is spliced from 16 exons. Gene Ontology annotation, cellular component: membrane. Bases 337 to 2493 code for a protein of 718 amino acids. Gene Ontology annotation, molecular function: ATP binding; ABC-type transporter activity; ATP hydrolysis activity. NCBI's taxonomy places the organism in Eukaryota, Metazoa, Arthropoda, Insecta, Lepidoptera, Pyralidae. The record is from RefSeq and is a predicted model, not a curated record.
GUAUUGACAACGAGUGAGAGCGUUGCGUUGCGGCGAUGCUCACUGCCUGCUAGUACGGAAUAAAAUACGAUUCGGUAGUGACGUUCAAAGAUUUUUUUCUUCUUGAAUAAAAAAUCUGGAUCUGUCAAAUCGCGCGCCAAUUUUAAAUAAGGAAUCCAGUGAAAAGUUUUUAAAAUUAUUUUUAAUUGUGUUGUUCGGUGAUUAAUAUAUUUUUUUUAAAUAAUACUGUGUUAGUUUUCUGUACAGUCAUACAAAAGUAAAAGGAGGUGAAACGCUUGUAAAUCGAUAAAAAAUGCGAACACACUAGAGACACCUGCGUGUGCGCGGCCAUCCAAGAUGGCGACGCGCAGUGCCGCUGUGGUAAUCGAACGGGCCUGCAAAUACUAUGGCUCCCAAGACAAGCCAGACUACAAACCGGUGCUUACGCAUUUGGAUAUGACAGUUGAAAGAGGCACUAUAUACGGACUUCUAGGGCCAUCGGGUUGCGGCAAAACAACACUCCUCUCCUGCAUAGUUGGUAGACGGAAAUUAAAUAGCGGGAGUGUGUGGGUAUUGGGGGGAAAGCCGGGAGAAAGAGGAAGUGGCGUACCGGGUCCCAGAGUAGGAUACAUGCCUCAGGACAUAGCGUUAGUUGGCGAAUUCUCAGUUCGAGAUGCUGUCUACUACUUCGGGAGAAUAUAUGGCAUGAAGGAUGACAAACUCAGAGAGCGGUUUGCCUUCCUCUGCGAGCUACUAGAACUAGCUGAUGAAGGGAGACUGAUAAAAUCCCUUUCUGGAGGACAACAGAGGAGGGUAUCCCUGGCUGCAGCAUUAGUCCAUGAUCCGGAACUAUUGAUUAUGGAUGAACCAACUGUAGGCUUAGAUCCUAUGUUAAGAGAAAAAAUUUGGGAGUUCCUCUCAGAAUUGGCAAGAAGAGGCAAAACCGUCAUCAUAACGACGCAUUAUAUCGACGAAACCAAACAAGCCCAUAAGAUUGGUCUCCUCCGAGAUGGUCAACUUUUGGCUGAGGAAUCCCCCGAGGAGUUGAUGCGCAAAUUUGACUGUGACACCUUGGAGGAGGCAUUUCUGAAACUGGCGCUCAGGCAGGACCAUCUGCCACCUAGACGACAGUCGGCAUUAACAAUGUCCCCGGAUGUAAUACCAGAAAGAAGCAUAGCUGGCAGCCAGUACUCCUCAAGGGAGACCUUCAAUGUCAUCACAAGCAGUACAGACAUAUUAACUAAGGAUGAGAAACCAAAAGACUGUAACAGUAAAUCUAAGGCUCGCUAUAAGGCUGUAUUCAUCAAGAGUAUACAGCAAUUCUCUAGGCAUCCCGGUGGACUGAUCUUCUCCGUGCUAUUCCCCAUCAUCCAAGUGGUGGCGUUCUUCUCCGCAAUCGGUCACGAUCCUAGAGAUCUGAACAUCCCUCUUAUAAACGACGAGGCAGUUUUCUCCCCAUAUGGUCUAAAUGUAUGCAGAAAUAGUAGUCUACAACCAAUCAUACGGCUAGAAGACGAGAUCUGCGAGUUUGAUAUGAUAAGUUGUUGGUUUAUUGAAGAGAUGGAGAAAAAACUACUAUAUCCUUUGCCUUAUAACUCGACCGAGGAAGCAAUAAACUCAGUGAGCCGGGCGAAGUAUUACGGCGCGAUGCACAUUAAUCGGAACUUCAGUGAAGCGCUCGCCAUCAGACUGCGGGACAGCGACGCCAAUGAUGAUGUCAUCAAGGACAGUAAUAUCGAAGUAUGGAUAGACACCAGCAACUUUCAGAUAUCAAACUUCAUAAAGACGCAAAUGAUGAAAGCUUACAAGGACUUCAUCAAACGAACUAUGAUUGCUUGCGGCAAAAAUGAGGGUAUAGCACAGCUACCAAUAAAGUUCCACAAGCCCAUCUAUGGAGAGAACGACGCACAAUUCCAGAGUUUCAUGGCACCAGGUAUUAUGAUCACGAUAAUAUUCUUCCUGUCUGCGGUGGUGACCUCGACGUUGAUGAUCAGCGACAGGCUAGAAGGCGUGUGGGAGCGCAGCGCGGUGGCUGGCGUCAAGCCCAAGGAGAUGCUCAACGUUCACAUCAUAUUGCAGUCCGGAGUUAUACUAUUGCAGACAAUAGAGAUGAUGGGUCUAGCGUUUUUGGGUUAUGGACUCCAUUCCCAAGGAUCGCUCCUGACCUGUGGCAUCCUGCUGUUCCUGCAAGGACUCUGCGGAAUGUGCUACGGAUUCCUUUUGUCCAUAUAUUGUGGUAGUUACACCAUGUCCUACUUUGUCGCCACAGGAAGCUUCUAUCCCAUGAUUUUAUUGUGUGGUAUCCUUUGGCCCUUGGAGGGCAUGUCGACAGCGUUAAGAUACAUUGCCCUCACUUUGCCCUUCACAAUCCCCUCCAAGUCCCUUCGGGAUAUCACGGAAAAGGGGUACUCCAUUGCCGACCCAUCGGUGUACCAUGGAUUCUUGGUGACGUUAGCGUGGAUCGUGAUAACGUUGAUGCUGUGUCUAAUCAGACUGAAAUAUAAGAAAAUGUAAUGUCUAAAGACUUUAAAUUUGUAUAUAGAAUGGUAAAUUGUAGAUAAAAUUGAGUGUAAUUCCGAAAUCAGCCAAAAUCAAAAAUCAGUAUAAAGAUCAUUGUUUCUCGUAGAUUUAUUUAUAGAUUAUUUGCUCUAUUUGCAGAAAAUAAUCAUUAAAUUUUUUUUUUUAUAUAACUGACCUACCAGUGAACAUGACAAAUCAAGCAAUAUUAUCUAUUCUGUAAUAAAUGACGUUAUUUUAAAAUUGAAAUAAGUAGAUAGGUAUUAUUAAAAGGUAAAAAUCAUAAAACCGCAUAGCGUAGAGGUUACGGGUUUAAACACCGCCCAAUUCGAAUUUAUUCAAUCGUGAUUUUCAUAUUUUAAUAAUAAAUAUUUUUUUAUAUACAUUUUAGUACAUAGACAACAUUAAUUUCAGAAACACGCUUAUUUUUAUUGGCAGUACCUAGUAAACUUCUUAAAUUCUUAUUCAAUAAUGGAUACAACAGAUUCAAUUAAAUAAGAGGUAUUUUAAACUUUUAAACCCAAAUCAGUUAUAUCAAUUCUUGUAAUAAAAAAAUUUGCCAAAAGCAUUUCAAAAUCGUGCCAAAUCUUAUUCACUACCGUCUUUACCGUGAUAUUUUAUAGUGUGUACGUAAAUAUAAGUACUUUGUGUGAAACUAAAUAAAUUGUGAUCCAUUAUCCUAACAUUUAAAAAAAUAAUAUGUGCAGCGUACGAGCACAGUAGGUAUAGAUAGUAAUAAUUAAAGAUUUUGUUCCACCAACACGAGUACCACUCUAACAAAUUUAGUAUGAAACCAAAACAGUAAUAAAUCGUAUAUAUUGCAAAACAAUCAUCAAAAGCAAUACAAACAGUAAAAGGAGAAAGAGAUCAGCUACUCACUGCUGGCGGAUGCCGGGCGUAGCCGUCUCGUUCUAAAAUGCAUUUAGCAGCGAAAACGUAUCUAUCUAUAUGUUCAUAUACCGCAUAUCUAAGUGGUUAAAUACUUUAGAAUAUUGUACAUGAACAUUACAUCCACACUAUGAUCUAUGUACCUACUGCUCUUGAUACCGGAAAAAAUGGUAGUGAAAUAAGUUGCGACAGCCACAACGAUAGCAUUUACAAUCAUUUUAUAUGUAUAUAUAUGAUGGUAUAUUUAUUUAGAAAACAAAUUAAAUGAAUCCCAAGUGCUCGUGAAUUUCACUACUAUAAGCCCUUAAGUUAGGUUAUAAAAAAUUGAGCAAAGCUCUAUCGGGUAGCAUGUAUAUAGCUUACUACAUUAUUUAGAUAUAGAAUAUAAAAGUUUAGAAAUAAAAUGAUCUUAGAGUAAUCCUCUUAUUUCACUACAGUAAGGAACUACAGCAGAAUCGUAGUCAAAUUUAUCUGUGGUCAAAUAAAACUUAUAGAGAUAAGAAAAUGGUAUUACGGAUGGAAUGGAUAAUAACAUAGGUACCUACGUUAAGUUUAGGGAACAGGGUGAACGAUUCUUCGUUUUCUUACAUAUCAAUAAUUAAAUAUUGUAUCCCACAAAAAGAAACUACUUCAAUUGUGACAAAAUCAGUUAUUUUGAUUUAGAAACUAAGCUACUUAACCGAUAUUGAUAUAAUUUCUAUGAAAACAAUCAGUGAGUACUUAUAUUUUUUUCUCAGGAAAAAAAUCCAAAUCGGUUUAGAACUGACGGAGUUAUGAGGUAACAAAUAUAAAAAAAUACAACCAAAUUGAGAGCCUGAAGUCGGCUGAAAGUAAAAGAAGUUUUAAGCUUUGUUAAAACAAAUUCAAUUACACUGUAAAAUUUGUUCUACCGCUGGAUAGAGUUCUUGACUUUUUAUAGGAUAUUGACUUAUAAAACUAUGCUGAUUAGGUAACUUGGAGGUUUUAUUUCUCUUUAAUGUAUCAUAUAAUAUUACGGAAUUCUUGGGGAUAAAAAAGAUUUGUGGUUGUGACACAUAAUAUUCCUAUUUCAUCACCAUACGUGAUUAUCCCUGAGGCAAACUAGACGUCUGCCUAGAGGCGUGAGGUUACAAAGAGGCGCGCACACGGAGUUUUAAAACAAAUAAAAAAAAUGUGUUAAUCGAACUUCCCUACACAAUAUUAAAGAUAUAUUUAUACAAUUUAGUCAAACAUUGACAUAGCCUUAAGAAUAUGCGUAUCGACGGCAAUCAGCAAUUGCAGUGGUGAAAAAAUUUUUACCUCUAGUAUGAAAAUGUAUUUUUCUAAUUUUUUUUAACAAUUGUUAUUGAAUGUGAUUAGUAUCAAUUUUUAAAUCAAUAAUUCAUAACUUCAAUCAUCAAUGUUUACUACUACUAGUACCCAUUAAAAUUUAUAAUAUAUGGCCCACUAGAGGGGCGCCGAUGAGGUGCUCUUAACAUUUAAUCCGCUUCUGAUUGGCAGUAUAUUACUGCUAGUAACUUAAAGGAUGAGUGGGCUGUAUUUUACAUGUGUAUUAAAUGACUUGAUUAUAGUUAUUCACAAUUGAAUACAUUAAAACAAUGUUCAACAAAAUUAGUAUUUACUAUUUUAGUUGGUUUUUAACCAAUUACCAGUUAUUUUGUCACUACCGUCUAAUGUAAGGUAGAUAAGUACUCGCGUGAUACAAAUUGUGAUUUGUGAGUAUUUAUGAAUAAAAUUUUAAAAACUGUUAUAAA